Molecule: messenger RNA, 1808 nt
Organism: Oryzias melastigma (Indian medaka)
Lineage: Eukaryota; Metazoa; Chordata; Actinopteri; Beloniformes; Adrianichthyidae
Product: protein mono-ADP-ribosyltransferase PARP14-like
Exons: 5
Coding region: 57-1796 (579 amino acids)
Molecular function (GO): GTP binding
Source: RefSeq, a predicted model, not a curated record
AAGCCAUUCUGUCUGCAGCAGGACCAGACGUCCAGAAGGCGUUAGCUCAAGCUGGGAUGCCUACAGACCUCAUGUGCUCCACAGGACCCGGCUUGCUUGGAUGUAAAGAAAUUAUCCACGCUAGUUUUAAAAAUGAUACUGAGCUGAUUCGAAAGAAAUGCCAGAAAAUUCUUCAGGAUUGUGACACAAAAGGCUAUACCUCAGUGGCCUUCCCAGCUGUUAACACAGGAGAGGCCGGCAUGGAUCCCGCUAAAGCUUGCAGGGCUAUGCUGGAUGGUAUAGCUGCAGCUCUCCAGCACCAGAAACCCAACUCACUUGUGUUGGUUUGUAUCGUCAUCAUACAGAAAGAAAUCUUUGAGGCUUUCAGGUCAGAGCUACAGAAACGCUCAAAGUCCUUAAGCGCUUCAGAACCAAAGUUCCUUCUGUCCCCGGAGCUUCACCCUGUGGCGUUGGGCGUGAUUACCCUGGGAUCAGAUGUCAUCAAGAACAUCAAAACCGACUUGGAAGCGACCUUACAGAAGAAUCUGUUUGAGAGCAAAGUGGUUGUGCAGAAUUUGUCCUGGCUUGGAGACACGGAGCUGUAUGCAGUUAGAACAAAAAUGGCCUUAUACGGACUUAGUGUUGAGCUGCGAAAAAAUCAAAGAUUACAGACGACUGGAGACAGAUCUCAGAAGUCAGAUGAGCAGGUCUAUGUGCUGAAAGGCCUCAAAGAAGAUGUUCUGUGUGUCACUGAUGUGAUUAAUAAAGCAGUCCAACAAGCUCUCCAUCAGAAACUCCAGGAGAAAGAGGAAUAUGAGGUUUCCCUAAAUGUCCAGUGGUCAAUCAAGAAUUUGAAAGGUGUCUGGGAGGACUUGAGUGAGUCAAACAACUACAAACUGAAGAAGGCUCACCAGAACAGAGAAGACUCUGUGGAAAUUUCUGUUCUUCAUAGGAAACUGAUGGUCAACAUGACAAAAAAGGAGGCCACUGACUGGCAGACUGGAUUCACAUUCCAACUGAAAAGAUUUUUGGCCGAUGCAAAGCCAGAGAGAAGGAUUGUGGUCUUGGGGAAAACUGGAGCUGGAAAGAGCAGCCUUGCAAACAACAUCUUUGAGGAGAAGCUGUUUGAAGUCAAUCAUACUGCAGAUUCUGGAACAAGUAAAUGUAAAGCAAAGUCUCUGAAUCAAAGAAGGAUCAUAUUUGUGAACACUCCAGGCUUCUUUGACACUGGUAGUUCUGAAGAGGAGAUGAAGCGUGAGAUUGUCAGGUGCAUCACUGAGUGUGCUCCUGGUCCUCACGUGUUCCUCAUCGUUCUCAAAGUGGAGAAGUACACAGACCAGGGGAAGGAUGUUGUGAAGAAAAUCACCCAAUACUUCUCAGAAGAUGCUUUAAAGUUCACAGUGGUGCUCUUCACUCAUGGUGACCAGCUGCCUGAAGAAACUACAAUCGAGGAGUUCGUCAAGAAAAGUGAAGACCUGAAUCAUCUGGUGGACAAAUGUUCCGGCCGCUGCCACGUCGUUGAUAACAAGUACUGGAAUAAUGUCCACCAAGAAGAAUACAGGAGCAACAGUUUCCAAAUAAAGGAGCUCUUUAACACCAUUGACAAGAUUGUUGAGGCAAACAACGGAGGCUACUAUACCAGUGAAAUGCUUCAAGCAGUGAAGGAAAAAAUAGAUAAAGAGGAGGCAAACCUUUCAGCAGAUGAAAGCUCACAAAAGGCUAAAGAAGUUGUGGUUGAAAAGAUGUUAAAGGAAACUUCAGCAGUUAGCUUAACAACACUACUGGGGACGAUUUGGGGUCGAGUAGCAAAGUUGUGAGAGAUGUGGAAC